UCACAGUCUAUUUCCCAGGCACUUAAGGCACAAAACCCUGUCACCACCCCAUCUGUCGAUAUUACCCCAGCUACCUCCAGAAUUGACUGUAAUGAUGGCUUAGCUCCAUCAAAAGACGGCGUGCAUAGGUCACGCAAGAGAGCCUGCCCGCGCCAGGCGGAAAAAGCGCGCCCCUGGAAGUCUGCUCGGGCCCGUCCCGAACUCAGCUCUGACUCUGAAAUUGAGUCUGAUGAGGAGGUUUUUAGUGAGGAUCAGUAUGCCUCUGAUGUAGACCUCUAAGGGGUCCGGGUGGCUGACGAAUUAGAAGGGUUUUCACCUCCACUUCAUCCCCCUUCUAGUAUGGUUCCGGAUGCUAAUCCUCCAGGAUCCAGUUCCCUUAUUGAUCCGCAGGGCGAACCCCUGUUUGAUCCAGACAGCCUUCACCAUCCAAGGUCGGCCGAAUGGGUACCUAUUCCACAUGUGGCACAAUACCUGGAGAAUAGGGUGAGAAAACCUCUCUCCAAGGAAACCAGGAAUAAAUUAAAGGCUGAAUGCCCCCGUCCCUUAAUCCCGAAUAAGAUGAUCCAGUUCCUUUCUAAGUCGGGUUUUAACCCCCGUAAGGGCCUAGACUCCGCUCUUAGGGCUUGCCAAGACAAGCUCUUAGACAGUCUAGGACCCAUGACAAAAUUUUUUGAGCUGGCAGAAACUGCCAGAAUUGAGGGUACGGCCAUAGACCCAGAAGAGCUUAGUGGCUGGGCGCAACGCGCCAUUUGUUUAAUAGGAAACGUUAAUUCCUCGUUAUCCAUUGAACGUAGGAAGGCAUUGCUCAUGAAGAUUGAGCCCAAACUUACUAACAUGGCCCUAACGGAGACGGGUAAGGAGGCCCAGGGGCUCCUCUUUGGUGAUAGUUUUAUCAAAGACUUAGGUAAAUUUGUGGGAGCAUUUACUGCGCUUGAUAAAGCUCAGAGCUCCAUGCGUAGAGUAUUCCACGGGCGUGUCUCUAAUAGGGCCGGCAGUUUUAGGGGCCGACUGUCCGGCCGUGUCCACUUCCAGACGCGUGGAAACGCUCGAGGUCCCUAUAACCAAAGACCAUCGUUCCAAGAACAAAGGCAACAAUCUUCCUUCUUCCCAUCCAGGGGUCAGCAGUUUCGCUCCAGAGGAUUCAGAGGCAACCUUGGAUCCAGACGUCCACUGGGUAAGUCCUCAAAACCUGUGUGUUUCUUCCAACCCUUGCAUCGGGGUCAGGCUCCAACAUUUUUUACCCGCUUGGAACCGGGUUACCUCCGAUCCGUGGGUACUAACCACAGUCCAAGGGUUUCGAAUAGAUCUUGUGGUUUCUCACCUGUCACUCCCAGACCCUCAUCCGCUAAUACUCUCGAGAUCGUCCCGGUCUUGCCUGGACCGGGAGCUCCGUUCCCUUGCGGACAAAGGAGCAAUAGAGAGAGCACCUCCUCACUCUUUGGGGGUGAUCAGCAAUAUGUUUUUGGUAGAAAAGAAGGGAGGUCAAUUCCGUCCAGUAAUAAACUUACGGAAUCUGAACAAAUUUGUAUGUUACCGCCAUUUCAAAAUGGAAGGGAUUCAUUUGCUCAGGGACCUUCUACUACCAGGGGACUGGAUGGUGAAAUUGGACCUGAAAGAUGCCUAUCUGACGGUUCUGGUGUCUCCUCAGUCCAGAACGCUCCUCCAGUUUUACUGGCACGACCUCCUAUGGCAGUUCACGUGCCUCCCGUUUGGCCUAUCGUCAGCCCCCUGGUGUUUCACCAAGUUGAUGAGACCAGUGGUGGCUUGCCUUCGCAGUCAAGGUAUCCGUCUUGUGAUUUACCUAGACGAUAUCCUCUUCAUGGCUCAAUCCCCAUUGGAGCUCUUAACCCACCUACAAGCUGCGAUGUCUCUUAUUACAGGUCUUGGAUUCGUCAUCAACACCGAGAAGUCCUGCCUACAUCCUUCGAGAUCGAUGGAAUUCCUGGGUUUUGUGGUGAACUCCACCGAACAGACCCUAUGCCUCCCUGGAUCCAAAAUCAGAUCUAUAUGCAAGGAACUUCGUCACGUCCUGAGACUUCCUCAGAUGUCCCUGCGUCACCUGGCACGCAUUAUCGGCCUUCUAUCCUCGUCGAUUCAGGCGAUUUUUCCAGCUCCCCUUUAUUACCGAGCAUUGCAACGACUGAAGAUCGCCCAUUUGCAAGCGGGUGCAUCCUAUGCGGACAUGGUGACGUUGGAUCGCGAGACGAGGGACGAACUCACGUGGUGGAUCUCGACGCGUGGAAUGGCAAGGCCAUCGUGGGACCUCAACCGGAUCUGAUCGUGGAGUCGGACGCCAGUCUUCUUGGCUGGGGUGCAUACUGCAACGGGGUUUCCACCGGAGGACCAUGGUCAGGCAACGAAUCUCACCUCCACAUAAACGCUCUGGAACUGUUGGCGGGCUCCUUCGCCAUCCACAGCUUCACCAGCGACAGGAUUUCGGCGUGUAUCAGGCUCAGGAUGGACAACGUGUCGGCCGUACGGUAUGUCAACGCCAUGGGGGGCACCCACUCGUCAAUCCUAACCCAUCUAGCGAAGGAAUUCUGGUCCUUUUGCCUAGACAGAGGCUUUACAGUGGUCGCGGAAUACAUCCCAGGGCUACACAAUACUUUCGCGGACUGGAGUUCUCGUCACUCAUCGGACUUCAGCGACUGGAAAUUAGAUCCAGCGGUAUUCUCAUCCAUCACAUCGAUUUGGGGACCUCUCUCUAUGGAUCUGUUUGCUUCACGUUGGAACGCCCAGCUCCCGCACUUCUACAGUUGGAGACCGGAUCCUCUGUCGGUAGCCGUGGACACCCUUCUUCAAGAUUGGUCGGGUCAACUAGCCUACGCGUUCCCCCCUUUUGCGCUCAUCCCGCGAGUGCUGUCUCAGGUCCGUCGCCAACUCGCGGACUUGGUGCUGAUAGUUCCCUUUUGGCAAGCCCAAUCAUGGUUCCCUCAACUCCUGGAACUUUUAGUGGAGGACCCCCGUCUUCUUCCAUCGUUUCCAGAUCUUCUUCUCGGACCUCUGGACCAACUUCAUCCGCUGGUUGACUCCCGAUACAUACCUACAUACCUUGUGAGGUUGCCAGGACUUUCUUAG
Molecule: messenger RNA, 3078 nt
Organism: Bufo bufo (common toad)
Lineage: Eukaryota; Metazoa; Chordata; Amphibia; Anura; Bufonidae
Exons: 4
Coding region: 340-3078 (912 amino acids)
Source: RefSeq, a predicted model, not a curated record